Messenger RNA from Condylostylus longicornis, 330 nucleotides. RefSeq lists its product as uncharacterized. The transcript has a single exon. Bases 1 to 330 code for a protein of 109 amino acids. Lineage: Eukaryota; Metazoa; Arthropoda; Insecta; Diptera; Dolichopodidae. The record is from RefSeq and is a predicted model, not a curated record.
AUGGAUACUAUUGUAAAAAAGCAAUUAGUCAAAAUUUCUGAAGAACAACAAGGUGGUGAACAAGAUCAAAAUCAAGAACAGGAUCAACAACAACAACAACAACAACGACCUCAAACAGAAUAUGUAGAAUUAAAACGUCCAGUUUUUGUUAAAGCACCAACAAUUGUUAAAGCUGCAUCAAAAUUAGUACGUCUAGCAAUGGUUUUUGUCUACAUCUGUUUUGUAUCUGGUUUAGGUGUAACCUUAUCAUUUUAUUAUUUAUUUUUUUGGGAUUCAUCGAAACCAAAAGUUUUUAUUAUGCCAAAAUCAAAACCGGCAUAUCCAAUGUAA